Messenger RNA from Danio rerio (zebrafish), 4952 nucleotides. The record is from RefSeq and is a predicted model, not a curated record. NCBI's taxonomy places the organism in Eukaryota, Metazoa, Chordata, Actinopteri, Cypriniformes, Danionidae.
GGCACCUAUAUUAUUACCUUUGUACUGACAUCAGCUCCUGUCUGUCUUUGUUUCUUUCUAUCACUCUCACUCUAGGUGAAAAGCCCUACAGGUGCCCUCACUGUGACUAUGCAGGCACUCAAUCAGCUUCCCUGAAGUACCACCUGGAGCGCCAUCACCGUGAGCGGCAGAACGGAAGUGGGCCCUCGGCCAACCAUCCUCCAUCAUCUGAACACAAGGAUGACCACAACAAGAACAGCGGUGGGACAGGGGUUUUUGCUCGUCCUGAUGUCCUUCGCGGGGUCUUCAAAGGCAUGAUGCCCUCUGGUCUUGACUUCAGAGGAGGUCAAAUGCUUCCACACCAGUGGGCUCCACCAGGAAUGCUCUCACCUAGAGACAGAGAUCGUGAAAGGGAGCGCCAUGGACCGGGGCCAGAGCCCACCACGGAGAACAUGAAGAGUCCCGAGGGACCUGGUUCUGCAGCGGACAGUCCUGCUAGCUUCUCUGACCUCGGUCGGGCCUACCAGAGUAUGGUGGGAAAUGGAGUCAACUUCCAGGGCUCCCUUCAGGCCUUCAUGGACAGCUUUGUGCUCAGCUCUAUGAAGAAGGAGAAGGAAAUGAGAGAGAGUCAGCUGCACGGUCAGCACUUUAGCCAGGAGAAUGCAGAGAUCAAGACCAAAAGAUCCAGCGAGGCCAACCAGGAAGAAAAUCCCACCAGUGACAUUAAACCAGCUGAGGGUGGCCGUUCACAGUAUGAGCCCCUGGAUUUGUCUGUUAGGCCUGAAGCGGGGUCCCUUCCUGGAACCUCUAUCACCAUCCAGGAUAAUGUCGCCUGGCAUGGUUGCCUCUUCUGCUCCUUCACAACUGCCUCUGUAGAGUUGAUGGCCCUCCACCUGCAAGCCAACCACCUGGGUAAAAGCAAAUGUGGCCCAGGCAAAGAUACUAAGGAGCACCUCAUGGGAGAGCCUUCCCAUGUGGGCAAAGCUACUGGCUUGGCUCCUCCACCACCAGGCCUUCUUCAUCACCAUGAGGGAGCCCCGUCCAGGGACAGAGAGACUGAGUCUGGGGAUCCAAAGGGACAAGCAGGCUGGUCCAACCAUCUGGAUCAGCCCCCGCACGGAGCCUCCAUGGGAGCAUUCUCCAGUGACUUCUACAAGCCCUUUGGUCCUGUGUAUGAUGGCUCUGCUAGAGGGCCUGUUGGAUUUCUGGACCAGCAGCAAAUUCAGCCUAACGACAUGGGUGGUCAGGGCCCUUUGGAUGACCUAUCCGACAAGGCUUCCUGCAGUGAGAUAGAGGCAUCUGAGGAACACGGUGGCCAGUCUGAGGAGGAUGAAGUGAGUCGUGACAAAUCCUUACCCAACCCCACUGCGACAGAGAGACACAUGCAUUCAGAUGACGAAGAGGAAGCAGAUGAAGAAGAGGAGAUGGAGAUGGGUGAUGCUGAGGAGGAGGAUCGUAGAUCCAUGCAAAUGCUUCCUGAAUCUCCAUUGUCAGGAAAGGACAUCCAAAGAUGCAAGCUAACUGUAGGCCCUCAAAGCUCAGGGCUUUCUCCUCCUCAAGCUCCCACCCCUGAGAAGCAGUGGCAGCAGCAAGCAGGCCUGGGUCUUCUAUCUUCAAGCGGUGGUCCCCCUGGCCUGGUUAAGCCUGAUCAACCCCACCUCGAUCACCAGAUGAACAUGCUAUCUGUCCUGCGGGCCUACAGUUCAGAGAACCUCGCAGCCUUCAACGGAGGUCUUGGUGGAAGCUCCAACGGAGGAAGCGGUGGCACCAGCAACAUGAAAAGAAACGACCCCUCUGGUCACGGAGGUCAGAGGCCAUUCCAGUGUCGCUACUGCCCCUACAGCGCCUCUCAGAAAGGAAACCUGAAGACCCAUGUGCUGUGCGUUCACCGCAUGCCCUUUGACAACAGCCAGUAUCCCGACCGGCGCUUCAAGCGCUCCCGCAUAGACUCUGACAUCUCCGGGAACUCAGAGGAAGGGAAUCAUCAUCCCUCUGCAGGUCAGUCUAGCACAGCAGAAUGUGUUUCUGGUGAUACUCCUCGCUCUGUUGAGUGAAGGAAAAUGUGAUCCAGGGAUUUUUAGGACCUUCAAGUGACCACAUUGUGAAAGCCUUCCCAGUGCAUCACUCUAAAAGACACAUGAAGCUAGUCAAAAUAAUUCCUCUUUCCCCAAAAAGAACCAUGCAUUCCAUAAGUUAGGGGUUCACAAACUCCCAUAAUCAAAGCCCUUCAGCUUCAGUAAUGUUCUGUGAAGCACAGGAUAAAGAUGAUGAAGUAGAGAAACCUGAACCCUAUUUCUGAUGAGUCUGAAACUAAAUAUGCAGCUCUUAUAGGAGUUGCCUGGACUGAGCGUUGAAGAGACAUUACUGAAGAGGAAAAAUGACAACGUUUAAAAAAAAGACUGUCAUUAAAUUCCUCCGAGUGACUUUUGUCCCAAAAAUAAUGCUUUUAUCAGAAAAACGAUCCGCGCCAACGAUUUCGCGACAGUUGGAAGGGAAAGAAAGAUUGAGGGAAGCUGUUGAGCGCACCCUUCAAGAACAUGACACCACCAGUGGCCAUUUGCCCAGCGCCACUGACGCGCAGGGAUGGAGCGAGCGGACGGAGGGAUGUGGAUGGUGAAAUGGGGGGGGUUGGGGCGUUUGGUGCCAGCCUGACUGGAGCUGUCAUCACAGAGGAAAUCAAUUCAACCCCCUCCCACGCUGCUUCUAUUCACCCCCACUCUUCCCAUUCCACCUCUCCUCACUCUUUCAGAACACGUCAAGAGAAACCUUAGUCGCCUGUUCAGCCGGGCCGCAGAAGGGUCAGCUUCAGACCUGCCUGACGACUAGUAGCACUUCCCAUCAGCCUCCCUCAUUCCCUCCUGUCCUCAUCUUUCUCCUGUGAAAAAUAAAAUAUGGAAAAAAGGUAACAUUGUAUAAUAAUCCAUGGAUUUUUAUUUUUAUUGUUGUGCAGAUUUUAGAAUGUAUAUCACUUAAAGUGAUAUGGCAGACACACAUGAAAUGUGUUUUCUUUGCAUUAAGCACUUCUUAAUCAUAAACAAGUAAUGUCGUUGUCAUUGAAGAAGGUCCACUUCCCUUCUAACUGGUGGACUUUGAGUAAAUACUGACCACAUGUAACCAAGAGGAUGAAUGUGUUAUUUGUGAAGUGUGAAUAAUACAAAGGAAGCGUAGCACUUCUGUUGGGUUUAUUGACCGCAGUGGGACUUCCUUUUAUACGGUAGAGCUCUUGAGAAAGCCACUGUAAAUAUGAAGUAUAUAGAUAAUCAGUUCUAUGUUUCCUGUGUUUAAUCGAAACUUCAGGCUGGCAUUCGUGAUUUUGUUUUGUUCGCUUAUCCCCCCCUCCUAAAAAAAAACAAACUGUGCAUUUCUGACCAUUUUUCAUUCCUUUUUUCUACUAAGUUUGAAUCACACAUCACCAUGACCCAUUUUUGUAUGCAUCUGUUGUCCUGAAUGUUACUCUACUAGAAGAGAUUAACAACACAGGCAGUUUGAAUCCCAUGAAACCAAGCCUCUUAAAGAACAAAAUAAAGUGUAUCAACUUUCAUUGUACUUCCUUUUAUUGAAGGCUAGCAGGGGUUAGAAGGUAAAUAAGUAUGGGUAGGGGGUUAGAGAUGCAUGGGUGGUGGUGGUGAGGGGGGGAGGGUGGAUAUUAAUGUUUUGUGAUAAACAGAAAUGAUCCAGACUUUAAGAAAGUCAAUAUCUUCCCGCUCAGCACAGGGAAGCUCAGCACUUAAACCCCGGGGCCUUACGGCUGCUCUAUUCACGCCGGGAGGAGUUUAGAGGACUCACAAAUACCCGCCACACUCCUCUCUAAGCAGUAAAUAAAAACAUAAACCCUUAUCAGAGGCCUAAGACCACAACAUCUCAAGAAAAAAAAAGGAGAAGAGAUAAAGUGGAGUUGGAAAAAAAUGAUAGAAGUGGUCUAGAAGUGGCGCAUGGAGAUUUUACAGGUUCACAGAAAAUGUAGAGGUUCCAAGCAACGGAUCUUUAAUUCACUAUAACACUUUUUUUGUGGUCUGUUCUUUGUUGCUGAGCUUUUUCCAUAUUCUUUUUAUUUUGUUAGUGCUCACUGCCUUAAAUCGAGUUGAUACAUUUAAAUUUAAUACAACUAUUUGUAUUAGCUCUACUAAAGUGUGUGUGUGUGUGUGUGUGUGUGAGUGUGUGUGUGUGUGUGUGUGUGUGUGUGUGUGUGUGUGUAGGGCAGGGGGGGGCAUAUGAAAUUAAAGACAUACUUUGUGACUGAAUUGAGCUUUAGAGGUUUUAACGCACUUCUGUGUUUUCUGGUGACUGUCAAUCGCUUGCUAUCCUUGUGUGAAUGUGAAUGUGCACACUCCAACUGAAAUAUAUUAGAGUAAAUAAAGUUAUUAAAAAAUAUAGAUGAAUAAACAAAUAAAAAUACAAUUCAUCCACUCCACUUUUUAUUUAAUUUUUCUAGUAAAUUUGUCAUGUUGGAUCAAAUUUGAAGCUCUGAGCAGGCAAUAAUUCUUUUAGUGACACUGGAAGACUUGUUUUAUUUUAUUUCUUGAAUUUUUUUUCUGUAUAGUGAUCCACCAUCCCAUAAUUUCAGGUGCUAAUGUGUUCAUGUUAUAUUCCAUACUAUUAAAAAUAUAAAUACAUAUACUAUUGUGAUAAAAAACGAACAAACUUUAUUUCUCCAUAGGAGUCUGUAACUGUCUUUUUUUUCUAGUACAGUCACUUGCAAAUUUUAGAUGUCUAUAACAUUGUGCUUUUAGGGAUGUGAAAAAGACUUUUUCUUUCUUUUCUCAAUAAUAUUCUAUAGUAUGUGAUCAUGAACAUUAUACUGUCCAACAUUCCUGAAUGAAGAAUAUUUCUAUAUCAGAGGAGGUUUGGAGAAGGGUAGAAGGUUAAAUUGCUACUUAUAAUAUGCUUUUAACAAGUAGAUGACUUGUUAUUGUAUUUAAGGAAUUUUGGUCAUUAUUUAUUGUCAAACAUCUGUCUGACAAAAAAAAAAAAAA